GGACAGGUACUUUUUUCCCCCCUGUCCAUUUCCGCAUUAUCCUUGUUUCCUGAAAUUGCUGACUCGGGUUGAAUUCUGGUGCCACUCAUGCUAUGCUUAGCCUCGUUGUUGAAGGGCCGUGCAAAACGACUUCUUAAAAAUUCAGAUUCUUCUGUAUUUCUAUCAUCACUCCCAACUGUCAACACACAAUUGUGUAACUGUCUAAACAAUGGAAGCUGUGAAAAUGAAAUCUGCAUUUGUUCAGAUGAAUGGAAAGGAGAUCAUUGUGAGAUUGCAAAUUUCUGUGAGAAAAGUGAAUAUAAUUCCUCUGAGGGACUGCUUACAUUCAAUCAAAUUUUAGUAGGACAAUAUGGCUAUUCAAAGGAAGAAUGUGGGCCUAACACUUUAAAUGCAAAUAUUUCAAAAGCAACACGACUAUGUACUGAGAAGGAUGGAAUCAUCACUCUGCAAAAUGUCAUAUUAACAGAUUGCAAUGAAAAUUUGAAUCACCUGACAGAGAAGGUAAUGAAACAUAUUACAGAAGAAGAACUGCUGAAAAUAGCAACUGCUGCUCAGAUUCUGACCUCAGAACCCCAUGAAUUGACUCAAGAGAACAUCAGCUUUGCUGCUCAAAUUGUGCAGCGUGUUCUGAAUCAGUCAGAUAUAUUGGAUUCAUUUGAGGCUGCUUUCAUGGCAAUCACCACAAUCAGUCAACUUCUCAAUGCCAAUGAAGUAUCAUUUGAUCCUACAAAUAAUAUCUUUAACAUUACUCAGAGUGUAACAGAAAUUUUGGGAGACAUCCUCACAGAUUUAGAAAUUGAUUUUGACCAGGUGGUCCAACCAAAUCUUGCUGUAUCAUCCAUUAUAUUAGAGAGUGGCAUGACGCAUGGAAUUAUGCUUUCCAUAUUAAAAGGUUUUGACGAUACCUUAGUGUCAAAACGAAUUGAACUAAACACCAAUGCCUCAAAGUUAUUACUGAACACAAAUGCAGAAGUUCAAAUAUUUGUCAACGUUUCAACAAAUCAUACUCAAGAUGGAAAAUUAGGAUUUAUUCUAUAUCAAAAUGACAAGUUCUUUAAGUCCAAAAUCCACCAUAGUAUUAACAACCAGAGUCGUCAAGUUAUUUCAGGAAACAUUGCAGAAGGAACCUUGAAUGGGGUUGAACUACUAUUUAAUCCAAAGUACAAUUCUACAGAGUAUUUUAUUCAUGACCACGCCUGUGUGUUUUGGGACUAUGACGUGGAUGAUUGGAAUACAGCAGGCUGUUCAAAGAGCACAGAUGAAUUUGGGCAUCUAAGAUGCCAGUGCAACCACACUACUAAUUUUGCAGUGUUGAUGUGCUUCAGACGGAAUUAUACCUACACUAAACCACUAGACAUUGUCUCAUAUGUUGGAUGUGGGUUUUCAAUAGCCGGUUUAUCCAUCACUAUUGCAUUUCAAAUUAUCACCAGGCAAGCACGCAAGGCAUCACUCACCUGGGUGACUGUGAGUCUCUGUACAUCAAUGCUUAUGGCUAAUUUGAUCUUCGUCUUUGGGAUAAACAAUCCCAAUGCUCUGAAUGAAAAAAGUGCUGCAAACACUACAGAAAACAUCAUUUUACCUUCUGAUCAGUCUGACCCACCAGAGGUGUACUUGUGCACUGCUGCUGCAGCCAUCCUGCAUUAUUUUUUAAUGGCUACAUUCACCUGGUCAGCACUGUAUGGUGCACAGAUGUAUGUUCUUCUGGUUCAUGUGUUCAAGCCAUUACCAAGGCACUUCUUAAUAUGGAUUUCAGUGGUUGGAUGGGGUUUUCCAGCAGUUAUUGUUGUAAUAACAUUAGCAACUACAUACAAGGCAGAUAAUGCACUAAAUUAUCGGCAGGAGGAGUUCUGCUGGCUUGCUGGUUUGGACCUGCAUGGGAACCUGGAUCUAUCAAAACCAAUGCUGUGGGGCUUCCUUAUUCCAGUUGGAAUAUUGCUAAUAUUUAAUUUUGUCAUGUUUGUUUUAGUCACAAGACUGGUGCUGUUCAAAGACCAUGGUACUUGCAGUGCUAAAGAGGCAACUUCAGCAAAGAAGAUGAUGGGAUCCUUGUCAGUUGCCACUGUGUUGUGCUUAACUUGGAGUAUGGGCUAUUUGACGCUUAUUAAGCAUGAUGAAGUGCAAAUUAUCUUGAGCUAUAUCUUCUGUGCAUUGAAUGCUACUCAGGGUCUACAGAUAUUCAUCCUGUUCACUGCUCGGCAGAGAGUAUUUCAAAAAAUCUAUGCUUCCUGGGAUUCCAGAUUUCCUGUGAACAACAGUAUUGCCCAUUCAAGAAGAUUUUCAUUUCAAAGUUUUAGCACUCCAGGAAAUGAAGGAAGAUACACACAAUAUGACACAGUAAACUUCUCAGAAACUACAAGUGCUGUACCUUCCAUUCUAUAUUAGAGCACAGACUGUCAUUUUUGAUCAGCAUUUCUUUAUUAUUCCUCACUAAUUCCUGUCUUGUCUUCCUGAUGCCUUCUUCACCUGAAAUGAUGGUGACAGUAAUGAAAAAAAUUGUUGUAUGUUCAUUUAUAAAACUCAACUGUAAUAUUCCAUCGGGUGAAAGUAAUGUGGUUGUUAACUUCUAAUUAAUUUCAAGCCAAAACAUUGUUACCGGAACAUUGGA
This is a messenger RNA of Pristis pectinata (smalltooth sawfish), 2605 nucleotides long. RefSeq names its product adhesion G protein-coupled receptor G7, tandem duplicate 1 (gene adgrg7.1). The transcript has 16 exons. Gene Ontology annotation, molecular function: G protein-coupled receptor activity. Gene Ontology annotation, cellular component: membrane. The record is from RefSeq and is a predicted model, not a curated record. Lineage: Eukaryota; Metazoa; Chordata; Chondrichthyes; Rhinopristiformes; Pristidae. The coding region runs from base 88 to 2382 and encodes 764 amino acids. Gene Ontology annotation, biological process: cell surface receptor signaling pathway; G protein-coupled receptor signaling pathway.